This is a messenger RNA of Diatraea saccharalis (sugarcane borer), 2229 nucleotides long. The record is from the annotation of a GenBank genome assembly. Lineage: Eukaryota; Metazoa; Arthropoda; Insecta; Lepidoptera; Crambidae.
AUGCUUACCAUGCUCUCGCUGUCUUCCGACACCGGUCCCCACCGUGAGAUGGCGGUGGACGUACCGGACAGUUUCAUCGCGAGGAACAAAACGCCUCCUCGGUACCCGCCACCCCGACCGCCUCAGCAGGUGAAUGGAACAGCCAAGAUUGCAGCGCCGGCGGUGCCGCCGCGGGAGAUUGCGCGGGAUCCGCCUCCGCGACCCCCCGCCCACGAAAAUGUCACCAAGGAGCAAAUGGAGUCCAUCAAGAAAUAUCAGGAGCAGUUGCGACGGCGCAAAGAAGCGGAAGAUAGGAUCGCAGCUCAGAAUGAAUUUCUACGUACGUCCCUCCGAGGGUCACACAAACUUCAAGCGCUUGAGUCGACGCCGCCGUCGUCAGGAACAGCCUUCGUCAAUGACGCUUACGAGGAUGACGUCAGCGAUGACUCUGUGCAAUUAUACACCGUUGUUGAUUACCAAGAAGUAUGUUCAGCACUCUCGAGGGUACAAAAAGCGUUGGGUUCCGCCGGUGAAUCAGCGCUGGCGGCGCGGGUAGCGAAUGCUGCGAGCACGUUGCUCUGCCCAUCACUACGGACCGCCCUGGCCACUAGGUCAGCUGUUCUAACCGCCGUCCGCCAUAAACGGUCCGGACUAUCUGCGCCGCAUACGCACCGCGCCACGGACAGAUUGAAAGACUGCAUAGAUGUACUGGACCUGCAGACGGGUGCUGGCGGCGAGAAGUCCGCGAUAGCUGCAGAACUGUUGUCCAUCCUUGGCGGCCUGGAGCUAGAGAGCUUGAUCCAAGCCCACGAUCAGGCUGCAGCACUCCUCGACCCCGCCUGCUUCAGCAGAGGCAAGAGGCAUAAGACUGGAAAUAACUAUAAUCACAAAGGAGAGAAUGACAAAGCUUUAACUGCACAUUCGCCGGACGACCCCAGCGAAAACAUCAAAAUUAUUAAAAUUGAAAAGACUAAUGAACCACUUGGUGCUACAGUAAGAAAUGAAGGGGAAGCUGUUGUAAUCGGUAGGAUAGUGAGAGGUGGAAUAGCGGAGAAGUCAGGCCUUUUACACGAAGGAGACGAGCUCCUGGAGGUAAACGGUCUCGCGAUGCGCGGCAAGUCUGUGCACGAGGUGUGCUCGAUGCUGGGCGCGCUGACGGGCACGCUGCACGUGGUGCUGGCGCCGCGAGCGCGCGCGCCCCGCCCCCCGCCCCCCCACCGCGUGCUGCACGUGCGCGCACACUUCGACUACGACCCCGAGGAUGAUGUGUACAUACCAUGCCGCGAACUCGGCAUAAGUUUCCAGAAAGGGGACGUGUUACAUGUGAUCAGUAGAGAAGAUCCAAACUGGUGGCAAGCGUUCAGGGAAGGCGAGGACGACCAAUCACUAGCGGGAUUAAUACCAAGCCAGGCGUUUCAGCAUCAGCGUGAAUCUAUGAAGCUGACGUUAGCUGGGGAAGUGGCGGCGCGAGACAAACCACGUAAAGGAGGCACUCUUCUGUGUGCGAAAAAACCACCGCGAAAGAAGAAAGGGAAGAAAGCAACUAGCGAAGCAGGAUAUCCGCUGUAUUCUACAUCGGGAACAGACGAUUUUGAGCAAGAGGAAAUUCUGACGUACGAAGAGGUAGGGCUGUACUUCCCUCGAGCGUCAAACAAGAGGCCUAUAGUGCUAAUAGGACCGCCCAACAUUGGUCGACACGAAUUACGACAGCGCCUAAUGGAAGACAGUUCCAGAUUCGCUGCAGCUGUGCCCCAUACGUCUCGACCCCGGAAAGACCACGAAGUACCAGGGCAGGACUACCACUUCAUAUCGCGCACGCAAUUCGAGGCGGAUAUCCUGAAUAGGAAGUUUGUCGAACACGGUGAAUACGAGAAGGCUUAUUAUGGAACAUCCCUCGAAGCAAUUCGCGAAGUGGUAAACUCCGGCAAGAUCUGCGUAUUAAAUCUACAUCCUCAGUCACUGAAAAUCCUCAGAGGGUCAGACCUAAAGCCUUAUACGGUGUUUGUCGCGCCACCCAGCCUAGAAAAACUUCGCCAGAAGAAGAUAAGAAACGGGGAAGCUUUUAAAGAAGAGGAGCUUAAAGAAAUAAUAGGUACAGCUAGAGACAUGGAACUAAGAUGGGGCCACUUGUUCGAUAUGAUUAUCAUAAAUAACGACACACAACGUGCCUACCAGCAGCUGCUUAACGAGAUCAAUAGCUUAGAACGGGAGCCUCAGUGGGUGCCUGCUCACUGGCUAAAGCAUACCUAG